Molecule: messenger RNA, 7997 nt
Organism: Penaeus monodon (black tiger shrimp)
Lineage: Eukaryota; Metazoa; Arthropoda; Malacostraca; Decapoda; Penaeidae
Product: calcium-activated potassium channel slowpoke-like
Biological process (GO): transmembrane transport; potassium ion transport
Cellular component (GO): postsynaptic membrane
Molecular function (GO): large conductance calcium-activated potassium channel activity
Source: RefSeq, a predicted model, not a curated record
UGUUUGCAAGUAGCAUUCCCGAGAUUAUAGAGCUGGUCGGGAGCCGGUCCAAGUAUAGUGGAGAGUACAAGCGGGAGCAUGGGAAGAGACACAUCGUGGUAUGCGGCCACAUCACCUACGAGUCAGUCAGUCACUUCCUCAAAGACUUCUUACAUGAGGACAGAGAGGAUGUGGAUGUUGAAGUGGUGUUCCUUCACAGAAAGCCACCGGAUCUGGAGCUUGAAGGAUUAUUUAAGCGGCACUUCACCACAGUAGAGUUCUUCCAGGGCUCGAUAAUGAACCCCAUAGACCUACAACGUGUCAAGGUACAUGAAGCUGAUGCCUGCCUUGUGCUCGCUAAUAAAUACUGCCAAGACCCUGAUGCAGAGGAUGCUGCCAACAUUAUGCGGGUCAUCUCCAUCAAGAACUACUCUGAUGACAUCAGAGUCAUUAUCCAACUUAUGCAGUAUCACAACAAGGCAUACCUAUUGAAUAUCCCCUCCUGGGACUGGAAGCGUGGUGAUGAUGUCAUUUGCCUGGCUGAGCUCAAAUUAGGCUUCAUCGCCCAGUCUUGCCUUGCUCCAGGCUUCUCUACAAUGAUGGCUAACCUGUUUGCCAUGAGGUCUUUCAAGACGUCGCCAGAUAUGCAAGCCUGGCAGAAUGACACUUUGCUUCUCCAAGCUUAAACUUCUUCUCUUGGCCAUUGAAGUCAAGAAUGAGGAUGGCACAGAUAGCAAAAUUGCCAUCAACCCAAAAGCCACAAAGAUCCAGCCAAACACUCAAGGCUUCUUCAUCGCUCAGUCAGCUGAUGAGGUCAAGAGAGCAUGGUACUACUGCAAAGCCUGUCAUGAAGACUGCAAAAAUGAAACCCUUAUUAAAAAGUGCAAAUGUAAAAACUAUAAGUCAGAUAUUGAAUCAGAACUCUACCAAGUUACUUACACCCCUCCCGAACUACCCAAGCGUCUGCUUAACAACUCCAGAGGCGACAAGAUGCCGCUCAGAGAUGGAAUUGCCAACCAGAACAGCAGUAGUGGACAGCCCUUGGUGAAUGCAGCCAAAACGCUAGCAACUGCCAAGAAGAAUGGUGGACGACCCACAGACGCCCUCACCUCCCCCAGCCAGGGCUACAAUCGGCCUACCAGCCGCAGCAGUGGGGGAGGAAAUGGUGCCAACAACAGUGGGCUUACAGUAGGAAUUGCAGACGACCAAGCCAAGGACUUUGACUUUGAGAAAACAGAGAUGAAGUAUGACUCUACAGGGAUGUUCCACUGGUGCCCAGCAAGGUCUUUGGAGGACUGCAUUCUGGACCGCAACCAGGCGGCCAUGACGGUGCUGAACGGCCAUGUGGUGGUGUGUCUGUUCGCGGACCCCGACUCGCCGCUGAUCGGCCUGAGGAACCUCGUGAUGCCUCUCAGGGCCUCCAAUUUCCACUACCACGAGCUCAAACACGUGGUCAUCGUGGGCUCCGUCGACUACAUCAGACGCGAGUGGAAGAUGUUGCAGAAUCUGCCCAAGAUCUCCGUUCUCAAUGGGUCGCCGUUGAGUCGAGCAGAUCUUAGAGCAGUCAACGUGAACCUGUGCGACAUGUGUGUUAUCCUGAGCGCGAAGGUCCCCAGCAACGAUGACCCGACCUUAGCUGACAAGGAAGCCAUCCUCGCCUCCCUCAACAUCAAGGCCAUGACCUUUGAUGACACCAUUGGUGUCCUUAAUCAGAAUCCCAGUACUGGUGGCGACACCCUGAGUCCACUAGGCUCCCCCAUAGUGCUGCAGAGACGUGGCUCCGUGUAUGGUGCCAAUGUCCCCAUGAUCACGGAGCUCAUCAAUGACAGCAACGUUCAGUUCCUCGAUCAAGAUGACGACGAUGACCCAGACACCGAGCUCUACCUGACCCAACCGUUCGCAUGUGGUACAGCAUUUGCUGUGUCUGUCUUGGACUCCCUCAUGUCUACGACCUAUUUCAACCAGAACGCUCUUACGCUCAUUCGCUCACUCAUCACUGGAGGAGCAACGCCAGAACUAGAGCUGAUCCUGGCAGAGGGUGCGGGACUACGGGGAGGAUACAGCACGCCCGAGACACUUGCCAACCGCGACCGCUGUCAAGUGGGGCAGAUCUCCCUCUACGACGGUCCUCUUGGCCAGUUCGGGGAAAGCGGGAUUUACGGAGACCUCUUCUGCGCGGCCCUGAGGAACUAUGGCAUGCUAUGUAUUGGUCUCUACAGAACACUCCGUAUGAGUCCUCAAUCUGGCGUUGGUUUGGACUGCAGAUUCCGCGACACCUCAAGCUCGUGUGACGCGUCGUCCAAGCGGUAUGUGAUAACCAACCCACCAGAUGACUUCAAGUUGCUGCCCACCGACCAGGUCUUCGUUCUGAUGCAGUUCGACCCAGGCCUGGAGUACAAGCCUAACCGGGGAGACAUGGCCAAGGAUGACAACUCCUGACUCCUCCUCUGUAGCGCCCUCACUGACGGACCCUACUCCUACAUCUGAAAGAGUCCAGCGCUGCACCCACACCACACCAACACCACCACACACCACCCGCUCAUCACACGCUGCCACCCACCGCCCGCCACUUGUGCCCGCCCGUGAGUGCAGCAGCGAAUGGUAGCGGUCACGUGCUGUGCCUCAGCCGUCCUCCCCAGUACAGUAUUUCCCUCCCCAGAUCUCCUGCUCUUCCUCUCUACCUUCCUUCUCACUUCCUCUGCUUCCUUCCCCUCACUCCCUCCCCCAGUACUAUCCACUCCCCAUUGUAGUCACCCCACAUCCUCCCCGUAUAUCUUCUAGUGGGUUUUUGGUCUGUUGUGUUCCGUAAGGUCCCAGCACAAGGAGAGGUGCCAGACAGACACCUCGCAUCAUGAGCAGGUGGCCCCAUGUGUGCUUUGUCACCCUAAGUUCAUAUAUGUUCGAGCUGUUCUGUGUAUACUUCUUUUGGUUGCAGGAAUGAACUAACAAAAACACCUCAUUUUAUCUUCAGUCUUUGGCAUCUUUGAAUUAUAUGUAUAUCGAUGUCCUGAAUGAGUAUUUUUUGUGUAUUAUUCUUGACUUUUGUGUGGGAUCGCGGACUUUUGAGAUAGGGAAAAAUUCACAGUUGAAAUAGAAUGUUCCAGCUAUGCAAGUUGCUACCUUGACUCACUCGCUAGUGCCCCAGGUGGUAGGGCGUAGCUCCAUUAUCAGACCCGAGUUUAGUGUUCCGUUGUCAGCCUGCACAUGCCCGGCUCACAGACACACCGGCUUUUUAAAGCCGAUCCUGUCAAGUCUCACCUGCAGCAAGUGCUCAUGUAUUCAGGGUCCUUCAGACUGUCCUGGACGCCUGCCACACGCCUGGUAACUCAAGGAUCUCAACGGAAGUGAGUAUCUGCUGAGGAACGAGCUGGGUGGCAGGGACGUGUGGGUUAGUCUGAGAGUGAGGAUGCUACAAUAGAAUGCUAAUUUUUUUAGCAGAUCUUGUUGAUGAUGUAUUAUCUUUCUGUACUCUGUGCAAAACUUUUUAGAUAGCAAAAGUGGUGUUAUUACUUCUUUCACCUUUUCUCUUGCUGUCUUAUGCUCUUCAUUGUGUUUUCAUAAUGUAAAAUUUUGUUUUUAAGUAUUAUGGAAUAAGAAGUUUUAGAUGAUAAUUUCCUCUUCUAAGCACUCAUAAUUUCAUGUAUAACCAGAGUAUCAAAAACUUCUGGCACAGAGGACAACCACGUUUUCACAAGCACCGUCUAGCCAGGGAUAGUUGUUCAGCAAGACUUAGGUCCAGACAUGUGUUUACAUGCGACUUGUUUAGAGAAGAGUUUGAAUAAAAUAUUGAGUGUUAUAGUUUUUUACUUAGUUAUGUAAAGUUGAUAAAAGUUUUCUGACUGAUGCAUCAUUGUGAACAAAGUUCUCGUCUAGCAAGUUGAAAAAAAGCUGUCAAAAUGUUGUAAAGAGAAAAAUGCAUUUUGCAAAUCAAAAUUGUUGGCGCUAUGUCCGUGAAGCGCCGUGUUGCUCGGCCCUCUUAGGUCCAGGGCCUUGCGUGGUCACGUGACUCUAUGAUGUCACGUGUGGCCGGCACCACCACCACCUUAGUAGCGGGGUUGCAGCAUUAGCACAGCUAGAGAGGACACUGUAGGCUUCUAGCUUGUUGCACUCGAGCUACACCUCCAAUGGAGAGUUCUCACGUGAGCGAGGUCAUCCCAACAUCAAAGUUACUGAAAUCUUGUGGUGGCCACGUCUUUUGGUGGAACGCAGGUCCACUUCUUGCUCUUCAUUAUUCAUGUUAUCAGCACAUGUUAAUUCACAAUCUCGCUGUGACCAUGUCCAAUGGAAAUCCGGGAAUACAUUUAUACAUGUGCACCCACGGCCAGGUCCACUGUGGCCCACCAGAAUGUGGCCACCCAGGAUGUGUUGUGGUGUCCGUGUCCACUGGUGGCCCACCACAAUCGGGGUUUGGAGGGUUUUCCCCCAUUCUGCUGAGCCACGGCGACCCCUGUGAUCAUAUCCUAGUUUGUAUGGUAUGCCAUUCCACAUUUUCUGAUGUUUACAUAAUCCUGUUUUGAUCCACAGUGUGCGAAGCUGUAUAAUCCUUGUUUAUAAAUAUUCCUUGUUCCUACAUAUGGAAACCUUGAGAACUUAUGGCCCAUUGUGGCCCUUAUUAUAAUCAGUGAGAGUUCACUGGUCAAUGCUUGAGUGUUAAUAUUCACCAGAGUGUCGUUCAUGUCUACUCAUGCAUAUUCUCUCGAGUCCUCAUCAUAAGAAAGGUGUGCUGCACUUAAGUAUCUCUACAUAAACGUUGACAGUUGCGCAGCCGUGGUGGGUAAGGCCUCGCUCUGCCUGCCACGGUGCUGCUGCUGCCGCUGCUAGACGUGAUGCGCACGCGAGCCGGGGCCCCCUCCUCCAGGACUCUCCCAGCGCUGCCCUCUGGUGGCCUAUGUGCUGUCAUUGCCUUACAAAUGCCAAGAGCUUAAUAAGUUUUCAUCUCUUCAAUCAUGGCUUUUUAUCUUUUUCGAAAUGUACCACUGACCAGUGAGAGGGUGGUGGGGUAUGUCAGCAGAUGUCCACAAAUGUAGAAUACAAGUGUGCUCUGAAAGGCCAUAAAAAUAUGUAAUGAAGUGUUUGAAAAGUAGAUAAAAUCGUUUGUGAAGUCAUCUUAGAAAAGAGAUAUUAGUGUUCAGUUUAGUUUAUUGUGAAUAUGCUCACCAAACCGAGCUAGAAAGAAGAAAAUGGAAACAGAAAAAGUUAACAACACAAGAUAACCAAGUAGUUGCAAGUUGAAACGAGAAGCCACCCAACAACCCUUGCGUCUUCAAUCACAGUGACUACUACAACAACAACAGCUACAAGUGGCAGCACACUGAGCCGACUGCCCCACUCCUGCCAGGCUCUGUGGUAGGUGGGGUCAGGGGGUGGGUUCCUCGUUGUCCCAGAACCCACUUUUGCAACACUAUUAUCUGGAGUGCGAACACCUUAUGUAUUGAUUAUUCCCCUUCUCACCAGCUCUACCCUGACUCCGCCUGCCUAGAGAACUGCUGGUCAUGCAGUAUCAUGGCAUGAUUGAACCAUACUGGGAAAUAAAGAAGACAUCCCUACUAGAUACAUAAUGAAAUGUGAUAUGUAAUAUAGACCAGGUGUCAUCUACUGCAUGAUAAUCGUGCUGCUUUCUGAAAUGUUUAUGAAAUCACUGUAUACUAUUCAUUCUUGUAUUUCUUCCUAUCAUUAUCAAAUACUUUUUGUAUAUUUUGUGUCCACUUGUGUUUUCCCUGCCCUCUGCUCUGGCCGAAUUGAUAAUGCAUAACAUUGGCGCUACAGCCUCCUCUCAGCACCCAGUGCCUUGAAAGGCCUGCUGUCCCAUAGUAAACCUGAAUGACUCAAGAGACACCUAGUUUGUCUGCUCACAGGGGAGGGUUUGACCGACCACAGGCGAGAGGGGGAAACGAUUCCAAGCCACAAAGAGACACAUGGUGCCUGAGAGCAGGUCGUAUGCGCCGUCCUGGGGUUUUCCUAUCAGUAAAGGGGAAAUAUUUGGGGUUUAUGCACCGUUGGAUUUCCAUAUAUCAUGACUUAGGCGAGGUUUGGUCCUGGCAAGUCCCUCCCAUCCGCCUAUGGCCUCCAGGUCUUCCUUCUUGUUGCAAGAAGGGAAUAAGUCCUGCUCGGAGCGGGCGGACGGAACUUGCAGCGCCCCCUGCGUCUUCUUUCAUACUUCUUUGUUCUGAAUCAGAGAGGUAAUCCACUGUUGACGUUUAUCUCUGAUCUGUUACCAGUUAGGUCCUGUUCAAUCUUUGUUGAGCCCCACAGCAAACGGUGGCUCUGCUCUGCAAACACGCCUUACUAAGUCUUUAUUUUGUUGCAGAAGCAAUAAGGCAAAAAACAGAAGUAAAAAAAAAAAAGGUUUUCAGGAUUGCUUGUUAUGCAAACUGGCUGUAGUGAUUUAUGCAGAGAAUCUAAAUGGAACGUGAAUUUCAGAUUUUUCUACGCUGCUGUACAUGUACAUGUGAUAAAUGUUAUACAUAGAGGAAUUGUGCUGGAGAUCCCGGUCGCGAAGUUGGUCUCUUUGUGUUAAUAUAUUGAUAGAUUUAUAUUGGCUUUGAUCUGUAUCUUUGUAUUGUUGUUUUAAAUGAACGGAACUAAACAAAUGCGAAGUUAUUACUUCUUGUGAAUGUGGGAUAUUUCCUGAACUAUUGUAGAGGUGUUUUGUAGCAGGCUACUACUAUGAAAAGAUUUUUUUUUUUUAAUCAUGAGAAGUGACGGUUUCAUUAGUGCAGAAGAAAAUAGAUAGGUAGAAUAAUCCAUAGCGACCUUCAUGACCGGGACCCGACGCACUGUUUCUUCAUUCUACAAGUUACCAUCCAGUGGCAGAGGUCGGAGGUGCAGACUUCCCGCUGAUCCGAUAUGAUUCAAAGGAUCUAGAGUCCUGCAGCUGACAAGUCGCACUCCUUUCGUAGGAGGGCGGCAGAUCAGACGAGGGGCUGUAGUUCCCUGUCAUGCAUGCGCCUGUCAGCGGCCUCAGUCCUCCGCAGCGCUGAUAAGAAGGGUCGCAACUGCACUGCAUAAGAGAUGCAACCAAGAGGAAAUGAGGCAGUUAAGCGUCACAAAUCUGGAAGGUUUUGUGACGUGACUCGGCCUGCCUGCCGCCAAAACCUUUCGCCCAUCGUCUCUGUGAGAGUGGGGGCUUCAAAUGUUAGUUUUGUUGAGGAUUUUCCGAAGACAACGCAGUUCGUUCUUCUUAUCAGCUGUUGUUGCUUACCGAUCUCUGGUUACCCCCACGAGAAGCCACGCCCACACCUCAAAACAGAAGUAGCAGACACAACAACACACUCCACACACCACACGACACGGACCUCUACACCCAAACACAUAUCAUGAGCCCUCCCGCUGUGUCAAAAGUAUGAAGAUGCAAUACAACACUUUCAUAGCCUAUUCCCUGCUGACGUGCGACAAAAUAAUCAAAAUAUUACAUAGUGACGUACGUAACAGGCCUUCGACUUCCCAUUUUCGUUCUUGUGAUGAGCAGGAAAGUAGAAUCCAAACCGCCAUCUUAAAAGUAGCUUAGAAAUAAAAAUGUUUAUGAAAACUUCAGGGUAUUGAGUAACUUCAUAAAACAGUAAUUAGCAAUUCGAGAAUGUUAAGGUACUCCAGCAAUAGUUGUUUUAACAAUAGAUUAAAAUGGAUGUGAAAAUUAAGAAAAAAUGACAAAUUCUGUAGUUGAGCAAUUUGGUGGAUGGCAAAAAGGCGGGAACUUUACACUUGCUCUUAAUCAGAACGGCUAAAAUCCAAGCUAGACAUGUUAACCUCUCUCGCUUAUUGGCUUCUAAAAUAAAACCAAGCUAAAAAUUAACAAGUUUAACCUUUUGCCAGAAGGGAAGUCAAAGUCCCGUAUGCACAAGCCCCGUACAAGAAACGUUGAUAUCAUAAUACAACAGUCAACUGUGGGUGUUUUCAGUGGCAAAUAGCGGGAAUAUGAAGACGUGUUAAUAUUUGUUUAAUGUAAGUAUUACACUACUGGUUCAGAACUGUUUUUAUUUGAAUAUUUGAACAGCAAUAGAAUAAAUGCACCUCUGUUG